AUUUGUACGAAUCCCCCCGUAAUUGUGAAUACCGGCAUAUAACACGUUAGCUUAUCACCCUCCACCUGUAUAUAUAGAUUGGCAUACAUCCGAUAAGCGUCAUCUAUCGUUAAAAGUUUAUUUGUGCUUUAUUACCCCGUUAAAUGUGACUAACUAAACUACUAGGUAGCAUAUUCAGUUGACAACAUGAUCAGUAGCAUUGGAAUAAUUUCUUUCAUACUAUGUUUAACGCUGGCCAUGUUCAACGCCCAGAUGGACGAUCUCAGCCGGCCGGAGAAUGUCGGGGCUUUUCCCGUGGCCUUUUUUAAAAAUGUAGCCAAUACCACCAAUUUCGAUCAGAAUAUUGCACUGUCCCCGUUUUCCGCGGAUGCGGCGCUUUCCAUGACGUAUGUGGGUGCGCGGGAGGGAACGCGUUCCGAGAUCGGGCAAGUCUUGGGAAUCGCCACCGAUGCCGGCACGGCCACGCAGGAUUUCGCCAAAAAAUUCCGCUCCAUCAAUACGGCUUCGGAGAAUUAUGUUCUGAACUCCGCCAACGGAAUGUUCGUGGAGAAAUCGUAUGACAUCUUAGCGGACUUCGUCAGCGCUAUCCAGAUGAACUUUGCCGCCGAUGUCCAGCCGGUCAGUUUUCAGACCGAACCGGAAACGGCCCGCCAACAAGUCAACACCUUCGCCAGCAGCAAAACCAACAACAAAAUCACCGAACUCUUCCCCGCGGGGAGUGUCGGGCCCGACACCAAAUUAGUCCUCGUCAACGCCGUGUAUUUCAAAGCCGAUUGGGAGAAGCCCUUCGACGCCACGAAGACCUCCCGGCAGCCCUUUUUCACGCCAACCAAUCAGCAACCGGAAGUGGAUCUCAUGCACACCGAGGGAGAAUUCUUCUACACCGACAGCGAAGAACUCAACGCCCAAAUGAUCGAGAUCCCGUAUAAGAAGGGCGAAAUGACCAUGGUUGUUAUACUACCGCGUGCAGGAUCUACUAUAACCAAUCUCGAAGGCGCACUGAAUCCGACGUCACUGAGCGGCGGUCUGCGCCAGCUCUUCCGUCAAAAGGUCAAUCUGUUCCUGCCCAAGUUCCGCUUGGAGCGCAACUAUGAUCUCACCUUUAACCUUAUGUCGAUGGGCAUCCGGGCGGCGUUGGGUGAUAAUGCUGAUCUGAGCGGAAUCAGUAGCCGGCGCGAUCUACGCGUGUCGCGUGUGGUACAGAAAGUAUUUGUCGAGGUGGACGAGAAAGGCACCGAAGCGGCUGCCGCUACCGGUGUCCAGAUUAUGCUGCUCAGUGCGCCCAUUAAACCGGAUGUACCGCCGGUAUUCCGAGCCGAUCGGCCGUUCCUGUUCCUUAUAAGGCACACGCCCACCGACAGUAUUAUGUUUAUGGGGAAGGUGGUGAAUCCCACGUUCAACUGAUCUGGUUUCGGUGAAACUGUGGAUAUUUUAACAAAAAUUAUGUAUUACUACGUGUAUAGUGAUAUUUGCUUGACGCAGUUUAUCUCAAUUGACGCAUUCGCUACAUGAAUAAUAUACGUGAUGUCAUAGUUUCGAUGGUGUAACAAAAAUUCAGAAUCUUAUUAGAGCGGCAAGCUGGUACUUUGUAUAACACACUUUGGGAAGGAUUAACGUACGCAAAACUAUCGAAAA
Paramacrobiotus metropolitanus is the source of this 1635-nucleotide messenger RNA. RefSeq names its product serpin B6-like. The transcript has 2 exons. Gene Ontology annotation, molecular function: serine-type endopeptidase inhibitor activity. The record is from RefSeq and is a predicted model, not a curated record. NCBI's taxonomy places the organism in Eukaryota, Metazoa, Tardigrada, Eutardigrada, Parachela, Macrobiotidae. Bases 187 to 1404 code for a protein of 405 amino acids.